Messenger RNA from Cucurbita maxima (winter squash), 1282 nucleotides. RefSeq names its product persulfide dioxygenase ETHE1 homolog, mitochondrial-like. Gene Ontology annotation, biological process: hydrogen sulfide metabolic process; glutathione metabolic process. The record is from RefSeq and is a predicted model, not a curated record. Gene Ontology annotation, molecular function: sulfur dioxygenase activity. Lineage: Eukaryota; Viridiplantae; Streptophyta; Magnoliopsida; Cucurbitales; Cucurbitaceae. Bases 358 to 1230 code for a protein of 290 amino acids. The transcript has 9 exons.
UGUGAUCUAGUGAUCUUGUCUUGGUUCAAUCCGAUCAACAGUUUUAAUCAAAUGGAUCAUCUUGUAAACCUAAUAUUGAAACCAAGCAAUUAUUUGGUUGAAUUAAUACGUAUUGAAGUUGAACAAUUGUUCAUAAAUGGUAGCCGGGCCAUCGUGUUCAAUCACUCCGAUUUGUUCCGGGCAAAAGCAAAACCAGGGGCGGCAACAAAUGGCGCCAGGACGGAUGAGCCAAAGCUUCCAAAAUCUGUACCCGACGCAUCAUCCAUUCUAUAUCCAUUUCCCAUAAACAAUUCACUACAUCAUUACUAUCCUUCCCCACGUUCCAACAAUCGAGUUUGAAUCCAAAAACAAAGCGCGAUGCAAAGCAUUCGAUUCUUACGAAUUCCUCGAUUUUCUCCCAAUCUUCUAUUCUUUCAUCUUCUUCCUCUGAAACCCAUUUCCAAAAUUCCCGCCAAGAAUUUCAGUUCCCAAAUGCGGUCUUCGCCAUCAUCUUCCUCGUCUAAGCUCUUGUUCCGUCAAUUGUUCGAGAAGGAAUCUUCCACCUACACGUAUCUUCUCGCUAAUGUUUCCCAUCCUGACAAAUCGGCGAUCUUGAUUGACCCGGUUGAUAAGACUGUAGAUAGGGAUCUAAACCUUAUAAGAGAAUUGGGAUUGAAGCUUGUAUACGCUAUGAACACUCAUGUGCACGCCGAUCAUAUCACUGGCACUGGCCUCAUCAAGACUAAAGUUCCAGGAGCAAAAUCUGUGAUCUCAAGAGCUAGUGGUUCAAAAGCUGAUCUGUUGAUUGAACCUGGCGAUAGAAUUUCUUUUGGUGAUCUAUUCCUGGAGGUUCGGGCGACUCCUGGCCACACAUCAGGCUGUGUCACGUAUGUAACAGGGGACGAACCCGAUCAGCCCCAUCCUAGGAUGGCAUUUACUGGGGACGCUCUGCUGAUACGUGGAUGUGGGAGGACCGAUUUUCAGGGUGGAAGUUCAAAGCAGCUCUAUGAAUCUGUACACUCGCAGAUCUUCACCCUGCCAAAGGACACGUUGAUCUAUCCCGCUCACGAUUACACAGGAUUUAGCGUUAGUUCCGUAGGCGAAGAGAUCGAACACAAUCCACGGCUUUCCAAGGAUCUGGAAGAAUUCAAGAAAAUCAUGGAAAAUUUGAAUCUGGCAUAUCCGAAGGUGAUGGACAUGGCAGUUCCAGCAAAUUUGGUGUGUGGGCUGCAACAUCCAGCUUCUUCUUGAUUCUGUGAGCUCUGAUUCUUUGUGCUUGCUAAAAACAAGAAUUAUAAUCUAA